Messenger RNA from Penicillium psychrosexuale, 1590 nucleotides. RefSeq names its product nucleic acid/nucleotide deaminase domain-containing protein. The record is from RefSeq and is a predicted model, not a curated record. Bases 1 to 1590 code for a protein of 529 amino acids. Lineage: Eukaryota; Fungi; Ascomycota; Eurotiomycetes; Eurotiales; Aspergillaceae. The transcript has 3 exons.
AUGUCUGAGGAUGAGAUGCAACUUGCCGAUGAUAUUGCCUUCCUAGGUCAGGCAGAAGAGGGAGCCAAAAAUGUGACGGCUGUGACUCUCCAGGAGAAAGCACCUGGGCUUGUCAUUUGCCUCGCGAGCAACCACACGCCAUCAGAUAAAACAGUUCUGGAAUUGAAUAAAACCAUGGCUUUGGUGAGCGAGUACGCUUCUGAAGGAAAGCGACGGCGUGAAUUUCGUGACAAAAUAUUCGAUAUGGUUGUUGACACCCGCGAAGAUCGAAUUCUUAGCAGAAUUCGUCCGCCAUGGCUGCCACAGCCUAGCCGCUAUUACAAACCGAGGCCGUUUCUACUCUCACAGGUUCAGGUAUUUGUUGAUGAGAUUUCCGUUAUCAAUAGUCAAUCAGCAGGUUUUCAAUCUUUGGUGCAACCGGCGCGCCAGCUGAUAGCCUGCCUUUUACCUUUCAAAAAAUUUGUCCCACAGAGUUUGAGAAAGGAAUAUCAGAAAAAUGUGAUAAAAAGCUGUGCUGAAUUGGCUGGCGUUGGUGGGACAGGAUUGCUGGAGGAACACCUUCAGCGGCUACAAAUUUCCGCUCAACUCCGUGACAGAGGUGGAAUACGUCAAAUUGACAAACUUGCGCGAUACUUCUUUGUGUGUCGAGAUCUUGUCAGAGUCGGUAGACGUCCAGAGUACAAGCCCCUGUUCAGCGAUAUUGCGAUUGAAACAUUGAAAGCUUUCAAAGGAAGGCCAGUAGGCUCCAAAGUGUGCUUUGUUCACGCAGAGAUGCAGCAGAUUGUUCACUACACGAAUCAUCCUCAUGAUCCUAGUCCGCGGUUUAUUGGAUGUAGCAAGUCUGCAUGCUACCUCUGCGAUAUGUUCAUCCAGAAGCAUGGGUUAUACCGAAUCUCACAUGCUCACCGUCGGCUUUAUGACCUAUGGACACUGCCUGAUUUGGAUUAUUCGGCUUCCAAAGAGGCUCAACAGCUCCAAGUCAUAUUAAAGUCCAUGACCAAGGAAAUUUCAGCUAUAGCCACAGGGUUUCAACGAAGUCUUCCUCCUCCGAAGCAGUACCAAGCGGAGAGCAUUGCAUUCUUACCUCUUACCAGUGGCUCGACGGCGAGCAAUACUUCAGUUGCCACGCAGAAACCUUCCAUGUCUUCAGUAUCCCCCGUAUUGAGCCUCAAGUCGGACUCUGAUACCAAGACUGCGAGCACCGGCUUUUCGAGAAACCGAUGCGAGAGCUUGUCUAGCAGGACUAGCAAUGCGUCUUGUCUUUUGCUCAACCAAGAUGACCUGCCAUAUUCACUUAAUAUUAAAGACAUCAAACACGGCUUUUUGGUACAGAUUGAUGCAAUCUUUCUUGAUGUCGAGUUUGUUACCACUGGCCAGCUCUCAAUCCGCCAUGCAAUAGAUAGUACACUGCCCAAAGAUGUCAUAGAUAUCUCUCAGUUAUCUACAAUUAGUGAGACAAAGGUGGCUCAAGGCCCAACCACGCAACUAUCCUUACGCCACCCCAGCGGUUUUACGAUAAUUAUUGACUUUGUCCGGGAUGAGGUCGGACUUGAUCACGAAACAGUCAUUCCCGUGCGUCCGGAUGACUAG